Molecule: messenger RNA, 3375 nt
Organism: Penicillium taxi
Lineage: Eukaryota; Fungi; Ascomycota; Eurotiomycetes; Eurotiales; Aspergillaceae
Exons: 2
Coding region: 1-3375 (1124 amino acids)
Biological process (GO): transmembrane transport
Source: RefSeq, a predicted model, not a curated record
AUGUCUGUCGACUCCACGCGCACCUCGUGGGAUACUCCGUCGGGGCCCAAAAAAAGUGGGAAAUGCUCAUACGACUGCCCCCAACCAUGGCGAGACAGUCGGAAACGACGACGGAGGCGACAAUCAAGCUCUAGUUGUAGCUCGAUCUGGUGUAUGGCACUCCUGUGCCUUGUACUCUUCAUCUCACCUGUAUCGGCGGCGCUACUCGACUUUGAAAACUGCCUUGAUCAAACCAUCCUCGACUCUCUCCCGCAAACCCUGCAAUGGGUGCCACUCGACGUCGCUGUACAUUUCAAUCUGACCGAUCCAUUACGACCGUUAAAUGUCACCGUAUAUGGAAAUGUAUCUGGUACUGCAGACUCAUCAACCUACCCCUCGAUAGACGAUCCAUCUUGGAAUAACACAAACUCGACGACGGGAAAGAUUGUUGAUUUGAGCAUCUCAAAUAACAGAUUCACUACACUUCUUACCUCGUGGGAUGUCUUGGGUUUCACUCCCUUUAGUAAUGCCUCAAGGUUCUGUCCAUCGGUCACUCAAGGGGACUGUCCGCUAGGGCCUGUCUUCUACUACAAUCUGACUGAUCUGACAACCCUGCGCGCCUUCUCCGUUCAACAUGAUAUGCUCUCAUCGUUUCGCUUCGCAACGAUUUCCUCGACCUUCAUUAUUCGAUCUGGUGAUGCCUCGGACGUUCAGCUGGGUUGUAUAACGGUCCCUAUAACCCCCGACUUCGGCCCAACCCUGAAAAACGCGUUGAUUUAUGUGCCUGUUGUUAUUUUGAUCUUGGUCGCAAUUGCAACGGUCACAGCCGCAAUAUUCACCCCCUGGGGCACGACGGAUCUCUUCCGCUGGACCAGCAAUUAUGGCAGGGACGAAGAUGUUCUUCGACUUGUCACUCCUGGGUUCGCCGAUUGUCUGCAGUAUCUUCAAUUUGUAGUAUUGACGGGUUCAUUGUCAUUGAAUUAUCCAGGCUUCUUCCAACCUGCAGUGAGUCAUGGAUCUUGGUCCGCUCUCAUGUUCAAUCAAAGCUUCGUCAAUGGAGGCAAUGGCAGCAACCCGAUCGUGGAUGGCGUCUAUGCGGUCAAUGGCACGUACGGCCUGGAUCGAAUGAACCAAAUUGUUGGUAUGGUCGGCACUCAAGAUAUUUGGCCCGGAAUGAUGGUGUGGCUUCUCGUCAUCCUCGUCAGUAUCACACUGUUUGUUCAGAUCGUGUUUUUGGUGCGUUGGGCUCGUCGCGAACUGGCAGAUAGCGCUGAGCAGGACCUGCGUUCCAAGAAUAUGCCCUUCACUGUUGGGAACGUUAUUCGAAUCGUGUUCAAUUUUUUCCUACUUCCUAUUAUCUCCCUCUCUUUCUUUCAGCUCGUGGAGGCAGGCAGCUCCCCUGCCUACAGCGUGGCACUGGCCGCCGUGGUGAUUGUCGUCCUCAUUUGUUUCUCGAUAUGGUUCGUUCGAAUCCUUGCGACCACCCGACCGAAGGCCCAUCUGUUUGACGAUCUUCCCACCGUGCUCUUGUACGGACCUCUCUACAAUACCUACUUUGACGAUGCGGCGGCAUAUGCAAUGGUUCCCAUCUUCCUCAAUUUUGCACGUGGUAUCGCCAUUGGUGCUUUGCAGCCCUCGGGCAUUGCGCAGGUGGUUUUACUGGCUAUCUGUGAAGUGGUGUCCGUGCUGACGCUCAUCGCAUUUCGGCCAUAUCCUGGACCAACCCACAUGAAUCUCUACCAAUGCAUUUUCUCCUUCUUCAGAUUCUUAACUAUCAUAUUGAGUGUGGUUUUCGUACCAUCUCUGACCGUUUCAUCUGCUACUCGAGGCUGGGUUGGGUAUGUUAUCCUCGUCUUGCAUGCACUGGUCUUCAUCUUUGGCUUUGCCCUGAACGCCCUUCAAACCCUCAUUGAGGUUCUAGCACGACUGCUUGGUGCUGGCGGCGCCACUCGUGGUGGUUUGAACAAGGUUUUCGGAGAGCGCCAGCUGUCGAGACGACAGGCUCGUAACAACGUCGCCCGACAGAGCAUGGGCUCGGAGGCGGCGAUGCUUAGUGACCGUAUAUCGUCCCAAUUUGAUGGCUCACGGGCUCGCAGUCUUUCAGGUAGUUCAGCGAUGUUAUUGAACCGUAGUGAUGGGCGAGCCAGUGCUUUCCUGGAUCAAUCUAGUUCAUUUGGGGGCUCUCACAGUCGUGCCGUAAGUGGUGGAGUGUACGCUCACUCUCCUACCGCAUAUACAGGAGCAGGCGGUUAUUCUAGCGCUUCACCCAGCAGCAGCACAUUUUUGGGUUCAAAUCCCCGUGAUCCCUACUACCGCCCACCAAGACCUGGACGCCAAGCUCCACAACGUGGCUCAACCAAACACAGCAAACGAAGUUCUCGAGCAUUUAUGAAGACAGCCCGACCAUUUGAUUCAGAUGAGAAUAUUGCUGAUAUGGCAGGCCCAUCUGGUCGAGGUACUCCCGUACCUGCCUACCUUCCAGCAUCUAGGGAUGACAUGGAGUUGGAUGAUUCCGGCCAGGGGAAGGACUAUGCAGUCCGAGAGGUCGACUUUUACUACCGCUUCCGUGGCCCGCCACUCUCUCACACCGGUACCCGUAAAUUGAAGACUGGACCAGCAGAUCCAACUGGUCCGGUCUCCUCUGCCACUGGAUGGUUCCGAGGCCUUUUCCAGAGCAAGACAGUUGACAAGGGCAAAGGAUUCGAGGUUGUUCGAAGUGCCAGAGCUCCUCCUCCUGGCCUUUUCCCAAGAGGUGGAUACAAUGAGCCAUACCAAGAUGAUCCCGAAAAUGGAGGCACUGGCACCCACUCGCGCAAUAUCUCUGCAGAAUCUGCAGAAUCAUCCGGAUCUCCAGGGACUCCAGCGUCUCCCGAUGUGCCAUAUCGAGACUCGGAAGGUGAUAUUGAAGCCAAAGUGUCUAGUAAACCUCGACCUCCAGUCUUACCUCCAUUGAAUACAGGAGGAAGCAGUAUCGAGUUACCAAGCCGAGACAGCCCUCGUCACACCCUGGCUGCGGGCUCGGAACAUGAUGUAGGAGAUAUCUCAGAGAAUUUACCCACCCUAACGGAGACAACUGUUCCUCAACCGCAACACGGCGUGGAAGCUCCCCCAUCAAAUGCAAGUCUCCUCCAACCAGAGCGUUCCUCGGCUGCGCGGUUACCGUUCAGCGCUAGCAGCUCUCUCUCUCGUGAUCGAGGCCUCUCUCUUACGUCCACCUCUGGAUCUAUGGGAUCCAGCAAUGGCCGUCAAAGGGAAACCGAACGACCAUCGAGCAUGGGAUAUGUCGCUCACCACCGCACAAAGGACAACAUUCACGAGGGAAGUCCCGAUGGGCCAUCUUUUGCUGGCAGCCAAGCCGAGCUAGUGAACGAACAAAUCCAAGGGGAACACCCUUAA